AUACUAGUGGUCAAGCACGAUUCUGUCAAAGAAUCAAUUGUUCACAUGCUUUUUGCUACAAGCGUGAAGUCUCUGCGAGUUUUCUCGAACCAACCUGCGCCUACGCUAUCAUACCUCACAAGGCCUUGCAAAGUACCAUCGCCUUUCAGGCCAAACCGCGUGGCGUCAGUGACGAAUCGUAAGAUCAUUACGGAAGCAAGGCUUUCGGAAAUGCCCCUCAAGUUGCAUUAUUUUGGUCUGCCGGGCCGAGCUGAGACCUCCCGUAUCUGCCUUACUAUCGGGAAAGUUCCUUACGAGGAUGUCAUCUACGAGUUCAAAACGUGGCAAGAGCACAAAGCCAAGAUGCCCUUCGGUCAGGUCCCAGUUCUCGAGCUGGAGGAUGGGAAAAUGCUGGCCCAAAGCGGAGCCAUUGAGCGCUACGUCGCCAAGCUAGCCGGGCUCUACCCCGACGAUCCGCUGCAGGCGGCACUGGCGGACCAGGCAGCGUUUCAGAUGUCUGACAUUUUGGAGCUCUUCACACCAACGUUCCAGAUGUCCCCAGAAGAGAAGGUGAAGGCUCGGCAGGAGAUUCUGGCCACCAAGGGGAAGGAGAAGAUGUUGUACCUGUCCAAGCUCCUGGAAACGUCGGGCGAGUACGUGGCGGGUGACAAGUUGUCGUAUGGUGACAUCGUGAUCUUCGCGACACUGUCCAACCUUGUCAGCGGCUUCAUGGACGGUGUUCCCAAGGACUUGCUGGACGAGUACCCCGUGCUGAAGGCCUUCCGUAACAAGAUCGCCUCCAUUCCGGCCGUUAAGGAGCACUAUGAGAAGCAUGGAGAGGGUUACCGAGCUGCAUUCAAGCCGGACGCAGCUUAGCGAACUGGACUUUUGCCGAUUGGGAAAAGUUAGGAAGGAAAGGCGCCUGGAUGCUUUACCCGUUGGACAAUAGACAAUGUCCCGGACAAGGCGAUGUUUGGGAUCACUAUGUAUGCAUAACCAGAUUUGACUUCCUAGUUGAGUGGCAAACAAGUGGGGUGGCGUUGAAAGUCUCGUAGCAAAAUCCUACUGUCAGUCCUAUCAUAAGCCAAACUGUGGCCAUGCAGGCCCUAGCUAUUGACCAGUGAAGCAUAAAGGAUAUAGUCACUCUUUGCACACCAGCCUUUUGUCAGCCGCCAGUUGUACGGCGGUGUGUGUCGCUAAGUGUGUGCAUGAUACAAUCUGUGUGUGCCUAAUGCAACGAUGUAACGGUGACGUGUGU
Volvox carteri f. nagariensis is the source of this 1237-nucleotide messenger RNA. RefSeq lists its product as uncharacterized. The record is from RefSeq and is a predicted model, not a curated record. Gene Ontology annotation, biological process: glutathione metabolic process. The transcript is spliced from 6 exons. Lineage: Eukaryota; Viridiplantae; Chlorophyta; Chlorophyceae; Chlamydomonadales; Volvocaceae. Gene Ontology annotation, molecular function: glutathione transferase activity. The coding region runs from base 46 to 855 and encodes 269 amino acids.